Petromyzon marinus (sea lamprey) is the source of this 3884-nucleotide messenger RNA. RefSeq lists its product as uncharacterized. The record is from RefSeq and is a predicted model, not a curated record. NCBI's taxonomy places the organism in Eukaryota, Metazoa, Chordata, Hyperoartia, Petromyzontiformes, Petromyzontidae.
CCAGAGAGACAGGGGAGGAAGGGAGGGAGGGGAGAAUCACCAGAGACGAGACAGAGGACAUCGGAGGAGCCAGAGGGUAAACUGCAGGCAGGAAAGAGAUCGCGAGGAGACGCGGGCGGAGCGAGCGAGCGGGCGAGCGGGCGGGCGGGCGAGCGGGCGGGCGAGCGGGCGGGCGGGCGCGGUUCUGUGAGCGAGGCCGAUCGAGAGCAGCAUGAAUCUCCAACGCCCGCGGACAUGCGCACAGGUCCGGUCCUGGCGGUGACUUCAGUUCCGCCCGCUUCGUGCGAACGCACGGCACGAGCGAGCGUGUGCACGAGUGAGUGACCGCGAGGGAGAAGAGGAAGGAAGGAGGUGAAGGAAGGAGGUGAAGGAAGGAAGGAAGGAGGAGGAAGGAAGGAAGGAGGAAGGAAGGAAGGAAGGAGGAGUACACGAAGAAUAUAUUUUUAAGGGCAUAUCGAUUCGUGCAGUUUUUGCUCGUUGUUUGUCAUUCCUCGGGAAGAAUCUGCGAUGCCGCGCGUGUCAAAGGAGGGGAGAGGGUUGGAGGUGUCGUCUGGCGCGGCUCCCCUGCCCGCGCGCUCGUGAAGAGAGCUUCCUCGCCGGAGUUUGGGGAACCUGACGCUGGCAUCUCACGCGACAGCGAGGCCCUAUGGGUUAAGCCAUCGGAGGCGCAUGGAGAUUUCGGCUUGUUCAUUCGCAGCCUUUCUCACAUUCCUGUACCAAGAGGUUUACGUGGGAUGGGCGUCCGGCCUUAACCAAACCAUCGACUCGCGGGACGAGGAGGAGGAGGAGGAGGCGUCGUGUGGCCAGGAUGAGCUGCGUUGUCGCGACGGACACUGCAUCAUUGAGGAGCUGCAGUGUCUGCUCGCGCGCGAGUGCGGCUGGGACCUGCCCCUCGUCUGCUCGCAGGUGGCGGCGGCGUCCAACCACAGCGAGUCGGCGGCGCCGGGGUUCAGUGCCGCGGGGUUCGGCGCCGGGGGGAUGAGCGCGGGAGCCGCCGCUGUGGCGGUGGACGGCAUCGGGGUCGGGGGUGCGGGCGGUGCGGGCGAGGGCGCCAGCCUGCUCGUGUCGCCCCUCGUCGUGGCCGGCAUGGUCAUCGGCCUCGUGCUGCUACUGUCGUGCGUCACCAUCGUCGCCGGCAGCCUCAAGAAGGACGGCCGCUCCACGGCACGGGGCUCGCAGCUCGGCUCGCUGCCCACCGCAGGGCAGGACGGCUUCUCGUACAGCGGCUCUCACGGCGACCUGAGCCUGUCGCGCAUGGAGAGGUACUCAACGGCGAUGGCGUACGAGAUGUGCGACGAGACCGUGUCGCGGCUCAACCUAACCUUCCUGGACGCUCCGCCACGGUACGAGGACUGCAUCAGACCCAGCACGCUCAUCCUGCCCAUCCCCUCCGAUGCGCCGCCGCCUUACUCGCUCACCGACCCCUGCUGGGACAGCGGCCUCAACGUCGGUCUCUACCCCGGCUCGGCGGGAGGACCCCGCGGCUCCGGCCACGACCUCGCCUCGACCCCGCCGGCCUCGGAACAAUCGGCGGCGGUGGCUCCGGCCGCGGCCGCCGCGGCCCAGCUCCCGAUCCGCGUGUUCGCCGCCGACGCCGGCCCCUUCGGCGGCGAGGCCCUGCCCGUGUUCGUGUCGCGCUUGGGCGAGCGGCUGUGGCCCCUGCGCGUGGUGGACGAGCGCGGAGUCGUCCGCAUGAGCGUCUCGUUCGUCGCCGCGCUGCCUCCGCCUGCCCCUGCUCCUCCUGCUCCUACUCCGGUCGCCGCCGCCGCCGCCGCAGCCGCCGCCCCUGCGGCGUCCGCUCAACUUCCUCUUCUGCAGCUACCGCCCGCGUCGCCCACGGUGUCCUCGGCGACGCCGUCGCUCGCGUCGGUGGAGCGGCGCCACGAGGAGGCCACGGUGGCCGGCACGAGUCCGAGCCAACAGCGCGGCACUCUGUGCGACCACGACGGUGGUGGUGGUGGUGGCGGUGGUGCUGGACAACAAGAACAGGCGCAGUCGACGUCCGAUAGCCGCGCGGAACCGUCGCCGUCCCGCUCGCUGGCGCUGGACCAGCUGGUGCCGCCCGCGUACGUGGACGCGCCGACCUACGCCAGCAUGCCGCGGGGCACCUUCUGCAUCCUCAAGGACACGGAGAACGAGUACGAGACCAUCCCGCAGGUCAUCAGCUGAGCCGACCUCUGUGCCCUCGUCCUCCCCCUCCUCCCCCUCCUCCUCCUAUGCCCACGAGACGCCUUUCUUCUCAUCCGUUUCUUGGAAACGCGCAGCAUCGAGAGUUUGCGUCCCGGAAGCAAAGUGGAGCCGAAUUGAGCGUCUCACGGUUUGCAUUGUAACUCAAUUGAUCGAUGAAUGGCAGGCGGCUGCGACUGCGGCUGCUGCUGCUGCUGCAGCUGCAGCUGCUUGCCCUGAGUGUAGCGACGUCGCCUAUUGCGGGAAUGCGUUUUCAAUUAACAUCGCGCAAUGGAUCAGAAGAUGCGCGAGCUCCACGCUCGAUGACUUUCAAGGUGACGCAAGGCCGCGGCUCCACUCUGCUUAUUGACCAGGCCGGAGAGACAGGACGGCUUCGUGGAAAGGCGUGCUGCGAUGUGCUCAAUCGAACCAGUGGCGGAGAUCUUACAGGACACGUGACUUUGCGCGCGUGCGCGUGUGUGUGAAACCAACAAUUGUUAUCGCGGCGCGGUUUUUGCCAGUCUUUUGUGGGCUUUAGCGAAGAUUUUCGUUCGCUCACGCCAAGACCCAAGAUGGGAAGCCAACGCCAUCGUGUUCAUUGCCGCUGUCUAUUUUCUGGACACGCUCUGGGCAGUGAAUCCAUUUCCGUUGGCAAAAUGUCCCCCGGUAAUGUCAGAGCUUCGCUGAAGUCGCUCGUGGCUUUACGUUGGCGGGGUAGGUGGGCGAGGAAUAAAUUGUUGGCCGAUGAACGCGAACCGAGUCUGCCCAAGCGCGGCAGAAUGGACCCUGCGGAGUUCCGUUGCUUUAUUUGUUGUUGCAGAGAACGUUGAGAGCACACGGAGGGCAGGAGCCCCACUGAACGUCCGGUCGCGAGAAAACUUUCGCGCGCGCAAGCGCGUACGCCCGUGUCACGCGCAUCAUACGGCCCUGUGCUGGAUCGUCAACGCGGACACCCCUUGUCCACCCGCCGCGGUUUUGAGUUGUAAUUGAAGCCUGUCAACUUUUUUUUAACGGCCCCGUAGCAACCAAUUACCAUUUUUCGUUUGCUUCCGAGCAAGCGAGAUGCUAUACGGAUCCUGCUCACUGUGCAAAUUCUUAUCGGUUUAUUUUUUUUUGAGACAAUAUCGUAUCGCUUUUUUUUCUUUCAAUUUACAGUUCAAUGCAGUUGCUCGUUAACGGGAACUGUUUAGCGUUUCAGCGAUGUGCCGUACUCCGUGCGUGUCUUCUAUCUUGUUUGUCAUCGUCGUCAUCGUUAUAUUUUAGCCAUCGAUAUUGGUACCCUUACACUCACUCACGUCGUCGGGGCUUAAUUUUUUUCAAGGAAUAUUUUCCAAGGUCACUCACAGCCACCCCCACUCCCAGCCAGGCCCACUUUCCACAAACCCGUCCGUGAAACGCAGCGGUCUCGCGGUAGCCUUCGGCUAUACAGGUAGCGCGACCACCAAACGCACACAUCGUGUACGGCUGAAAUACGACGAUUGGUAGCGAAAAAGCGACGAGUUAUGCGGCUGACGUCUGGGGGCACGUUGGUGGGUUGCGGUGGGGAGGGGACGGGAGAGUGCUUUCAGGAGCUCAGCCUCGGACAGCUCCGGCUGUGGUGGCGAGAUGUUAACUGCCUCGCUCGGUAUACAGGAGGUCGUGGGUUCGACCCCGACCCUGACGCCUGCUGUAUAUUUGGAGUUUGCGGUGUCUCUCUCCCCGUGGUCGCGUGGAUUUUU